Scaptodrosophila lebanonensis is the source of this 2125-nucleotide messenger RNA. Its product is annotated as U3 small nucleolar RNA-associated protein 6 homolog. The transcript has 4 exons. Gene Ontology annotation, molecular function: snoRNA binding; protein binding. Gene Ontology annotation, cellular component: small-subunit processome; Pwp2p-containing subcomplex of 90S preribosome. The coding region runs from base 100 to 2025 and encodes 641 amino acids. Gene Ontology annotation, biological process: maturation of SSU-rRNA from tricistronic rRNA transcript (SSU-rRNA, 5.8S rRNA, LSU-rRNA). Lineage: Eukaryota; Metazoa; Arthropoda; Insecta; Diptera; Drosophilidae. The record is from RefSeq and is a predicted model, not a curated record.
GCAUGUGCUGUUCUUUUGCACGUUUUGGACCGAAAUUUGCGUUUAAAAACAAACGGAGGCAGAGACAUAUUAUUAAAGCCAAACAACUUAUAAUUCAAAAUGAGCGAGUUUGUCAAUGAAAGGCAAGAGAGACUUCUACCGGAAUAUGAGCAGCUGCGAAAUUGUAAUAUUCUCACGCCGCAGCAAAUCACGGAAUGUAUAAGAAAGCGCGAGUCCCUAUUCGUGGGACUAUCCCAAAGUAAAGCCUCGGUGAAAAACUACAUUGAAUUUCUGGUUUAUGAAAAGAAAAUAUAUAAGCUAAUUACUGAGAAGGAGAAGGUAUGCAACAUUAAAAUGCCUGGUGUGAAAUCUGCGAUAGCUACACGGUUAAUACGUCUAUAUCGCGAGGCAUUGUCGAAAUUUCCACAUGACAUGCAUCUUUGGAGCAGCUUUGUGAAGUAUAUGAAGAUAUCAAAGCCCGAAGAGGUGUCUGCCAUUUACGAGAAGAUGCUAUCAUAUCAUGGGGAUAAGUGCAGCGUUUGGGUCGAUGCAGCCCUUUGGCUAUAUGGAUAUCAUCGACAGAAUGUCUCGCGAGCUCAAGACCUUUUAUUACGUGGUUUGCAGCGUCAUCCGGAAUCAGAAGCUCUGAACCAAUGCCUCUUUGAUAUUUUGCUUGAUCAGGCAACGAGAACGGAUUAUAAUCUCAGGCUAAAGGAUAAUACCAUAUCGGAGCUGGAUAUUGCAUUGGAGCGCAUUGAAGCUGUUUAUCGGAACAGUUCGCAGAAUAUAAAAGACAUAAACUAUUAUAUUAGUUUGCUCGACGCCUGUACAGAACAGAUGGAUCUGACGGUGCCAUUGCAGGUGAAGAUUAUUGAAGAUAUGCAGGCAAAGUUUCCCCUUGAGCCGGUCUUGUGGGAUAAAUUGGCGCAACGUGAAUUGCAAGGCCACCAUUUGGCCGAUUUGCGUGAAUUCGUUAUUUUCCACAAUCAGGAGGCACAGGAAAUAGAAGCACAUCGGGAGGCAGCUGAUAAGAAAGCUAUGGCAUGCGUCUCCUCAACCACAGACCCUUCGGAUGGUGAGAAUGAAAAGAAAUUGGAUGUCUGCACCAUCAAAAAGCGACGUCAACAGUUUUCUACAAUUUGGACACCGAGUUCGUUGAAGCGACGCAUCGAACUGUGCGUAUCUGUUUACAAAACCGCUGUGCAGACAUUGAACUCCAAAGAAAUGUGGGAUCUGUAUAUCAAUGCGAUGCUGAAACUGAACAAAGACGCCAGCGAAAUGGGCAAAUUAAAACAGGAGAGUCUUAUGUCUGCUUUCCACAGCGGUCACAAGGCAAAGCUAUUGGAUGUCCAGCACUAUGAAGUGCUGUAUAAAAUUUUAGUCGCUAAAAAAGGUGGCGAGAAGUCAUUAGUACAAGUUUUAAGCGAGAUUCUUGAAUACAAUGAAUCGUUUCGCAUCAAUGAAUUGUUGCUCUGUGUGCUCAUCAGACUUGAUGACGAGCCACGUGUAUUCGAACUGCUCCAGCGAGCUUACAAAAGUCUUGGCGAUGAAUCGGUGCCCUUGUGGAAGCGUGUCAUAUCUUACUACCGCCAUCGAAGCGGUUCAAAAUCCAUGAAGAGGCUCGAACAGAUUUUUGAGAUAGGUUGUAACGAUCUUAGUCCGAAAUUUGCCCAGUUUCGUUUCGAAUAUGUGUCCUAUUUGUGGCAGGAGCAUUCGCCGGCCAAGGCACGCCAGGAGUAUCAGCGUCUGGCAUUAUUGCCGCCAAUGUCCCUAACGCUCCAUAGCCAGAUGGUGGACUUGGAGUCUAAAUCGGUGCCAAUUGAUGUGAAUUCUUGCCGCCUGUGUUUUGAGUAUAUGACGAAAUUUUUUGGGAAAACGGAGCCAAGUGUUUGGAUCGAUUUUAUAGCAUUCGAGCGGGAUCAUGGCGAUGCCCAGAAAAUGCCGCUCUUGACUCUCCGUGCAGUAUCCACAUUAGACCCGUCACUAGUGUCCACUUUUGAAGUCAAACGCGUUAAAAUGCAUUCGGGAAUUAUGGAUAGCACUUAAAUAUAUUAUAAUUUAGAUUAUUUUUAUAGCCUGUACCCAAAGGGUGAAAGGCUAUACUAGUUUUGUGCGAAUGUAUGUAACACACAGAAGGAGGCGUGGC